AUGACACCCAACUUCUCCAAUCGUCACAGCGGCUCCUCGCUAUCCCUCCAAGCCCUUUACCCGCUCAUUACCGUCACAAUGCCUCAGGAUAUGCCCCCAACGGGGGGCUACGCUCAAGUCCAGUACAAGCGAAACGUCCCCGCCCGCGGCUUCAAGCCUGCCUACUACAUGAUUGGCAUGCACGUUAUCAUGGCCUACGGUUUCUACAAGUACUUCCACGGUGUCCGUGAGCAGCGGUACGUUUCAUCCAGCAAGAUGCUCCUUUGCUACCUCCGAUCGACCCGAGAGAACCGCAAUUGGACCCCUAUGCAAACCCGCUGGCAGAAGAAAGAAGUGAACUCAAUGACUGAUAUGUGUUUGAACGAUAGUGAGCUCGCCCGUGAGAAGAUCUGGUCCCGUCUGCACCUCACUCCCCUCCUCCAGGCUGAGGAGGACCGCGACCAGGUUCGCCGGCACUACGCCGACAAGGCACGCGAGAAGGAGCUUCUCGGCACCGAUGCCAAGGUCUACAACUCCGACCGCUUUAUCCGCCCUACUUUCGCCUAUACCCCUGCCAAUCUCACUCAAUAG
Messenger RNA from Penicillium expansum, 570 nucleotides. RefSeq names its product putative NADH-ubiquinone oxidoreductase subunit GRIM-19. The transcript is spliced from 4 exons. The coding region runs from base 1 to 570 and encodes 189 amino acids. The record is from RefSeq and is a predicted model, not a curated record. NCBI's taxonomy places the organism in Eukaryota, Fungi, Ascomycota, Eurotiomycetes, Eurotiales, Aspergillaceae.